UGCCUUCACAAAAUAAAUUGAUAGCUGUGGCAAUAGACAAAGAUAGAGGAAGCCAAUUUGCUUUGAAAUGGACUGUUGAUAAUCUUUUAGUCAGAGGCCAGACAACUCUUCUAAUCCAUGUCAAAUCACCUCCUCUUGCUUCCCCAAGAUCAAACCAGAUUUAUGAUGAAGCUAGAUGUAGAAAUUUUAGUGAGUUGGAUUUGCAAACAAAGGAAAUGUUUCUUCCUCUCAGAGUAUUUUGUACGCGAAAAGAUAUUCAAAGCCAAAGACAUUCCAGGAGACGUAUUAAAAGGGGUUCCUGAUUUUUGUACUGUACAUAUCAUCUCCAAAUAUGGAAAGAUCACAUCUACUCGACCUGCUUCUCGCCCCGCUCCUUUUGUCCAUCCACCACCUCACCAGUUCACCAGCACCGGAUUUGCUAAUUCAAGAGGUGAGGAUCUAUUCGAUUCUAAUAUGUACGUGGCGGACCUAAGAUUUAGAACUCACGUGUGCUUGCAGAUAAUAGUCCCAGAAGCAGAGGGAGAAGAAGUUUAUAUUAUGGGUGCUUACUCAAUGAUUGUUUAAAUCUUUUGAUAAUUGCCUAUAUAAGGGUAGCCCGAUGCACUAAUCUCUCGCUAUGUGCUUCAUGAUUUCAUGACAUACCAAAUAAGGGAUUGAUAGAAGAAAGCUCCUAUAGUGGACAACUAUAUAGCCCUUUGUAUAGGUUGGGUGCUUGUUUAAAGCCAUAAAGUGCUCGCUUGAGGCGGCAAAUAGAGAUAUAAUGAUUUUUGAAGAUGAAUUAUCGGCACCUUAAACUGUAUACGGACUAAUUAGAGCAACAUACGAGGACGAUAAAAGUUAUGUUGUCCGAACUCUACGAGACUAUUGGGAGGAACCACAACCCCUAUUCCGCAACACCAUCAUCUCCACCGCCUCCUCCCCCUCCUCCUCCCCGUCCCGUAUUUGUUUGAUGUUUUUCAGUGUAAUCUCAUAAAUGAGGUCAGAAAAGGAUAAUGUGUAUGUAGCGUUAUCCCUACAUUACGAAGGU
Messenger RNA from Nicotiana attenuata, 1027 nucleotides. RefSeq lists its product as uncharacterized. The coding region runs from base 118 to 564 and encodes 148 amino acids. The transcript has 3 exons. Lineage: Eukaryota; Viridiplantae; Streptophyta; Magnoliopsida; Solanales; Solanaceae. The record is from RefSeq and is a predicted model, not a curated record.